This is a messenger RNA of Medioppia subpectinata, 846 nucleotides long. The record is from the annotation of a GenBank genome assembly. Lineage: Eukaryota; Metazoa; Arthropoda; Arachnida; Sarcoptiformes; Oppiidae.
AUUGCAGAAGAGUUUGUAGCUCAUGGGGCGAGCGUUACGUGUCUGGCAUUGGGCCAGAAGUCGGGCCGAGUUAUGGUCACCGGAGGUGAGGACAAAAAAGUGAACCUCUGGGCGAUUGGCAAACAAAAUUGUAUUAUGAGCUUGACCGGACACACAACUGCUGUCGAAUGCGCCAAAUUCAGCCAAAAUGAAGACCUGGUCUGUGCCGGAUCUGCUUCGGGAGCACUCAAAGUAUGGGAUUUAGAAGCGGCCAAAUUACUUCGGACACUAACCGGACAUAAAACUAAUGUCCGGUGUCUAGACUUUCAUCCAUACGGAGAUUUCGUGGCCUCUGGUUCUUUCGAUACGAAUAUUAAAUUAUGGGAUAUUCGCAAAAAGGGUUGUAUGUAUACAUAUAAGGGCCACUCGAAAGAUGUUCACUGUCUUAGGUUUAGUCCUGACGGUCGAUGGUUGGCAUCGGGCGGAGACGAGGGCUCUGUUAAGUUAUGGGAUUUACCGGCGGGUAAAAUGUUGGCUGAAUUGAAAGGCCAUUCGAGUGCCAUCACUGACGUAGCCUUCCAUCCAAACGAGUUUCUAUUGGCGAGUUCUAGCGCUGACGGAACCAUCAAAUUCUGGGACUUAGAGAGCUUUCAACAGGUGUCGAGUACUGUCAACGACGCCGGACCCGUCCGACAGAUCAUCUUUCACUCCGAUGGAAAAGCCAUCUUCAGUGGAGCGCGAGAUGUUUUGAAGGUGUACGGCUGGGAACCGGCGCGUACUUACGAUACGCUGAUCAUGGGUUGGGGCAAAAUCAGUGAUUUGUCUGUUUGCGAUUCGCAACUCAUUGCCGGCGGGUUUUCGUUGACA